Molecule: messenger RNA, 258 nt
Organism: Alternaria conjuncta
Lineage: Eukaryota; Fungi; Ascomycota; Dothideomycetes; Pleosporales; Pleosporaceae
Exons: 2
Coding region: 1-258 (85 amino acids)
Source: RefSeq, a predicted model, not a curated record
AUGAUCAUGCGGGAGGAGCCACUAGAGUGUGUGGAGUUCGCAGCACCGUUUAAUCCUCGGGGCGACGGCUACCAAGUCCCUUCCGGAAGCAGUCAUGGGAGCGCUGCAGGCAUAGCAUCAUAUGACUGGCUGGACUUUUCGCUUGGUUCGGACACAAACGGAAGUGGACGGAAGCCAGCGUCAUACAAUGGAUGCUUCUCGAUCCGACCCUCCACAGGCAUUCUAAGUACCAACGGAGUCAUCGGACAGUUCAAGUAA